Molecule: messenger RNA, 1706 nt
Organism: Anastrepha obliqua
Lineage: Eukaryota; Metazoa; Arthropoda; Insecta; Diptera; Tephritidae
Gene: Rab4
Product: ras-related protein Rab-4B
Exons: 4
Coding region: 398-1039 (213 amino acids)
Biological process (GO): regulation of endocytosis; Rab protein signal transduction
Cellular component (GO): endosome
Molecular function (GO): GTPase activity; GTP binding
Source: RefSeq, a predicted model, not a curated record
AUUGUAAAAACAAAGAAGUCUCCACUUAAUUUGUCUCAUUGCUUUGUUGCUAGUGCAGUUUUUAUGUAGGAAAAAGUCCAAUUUAUGUUAUUUCACAAAGUUAAGUGUUAUUUUUGAGCAUUUUAUUACAAUUAAAAUUGACAAAUUAUAUAUUUUUUAAGUGUGAACAAGUCCAAACUUGAUUCUCAUUAUAUAAAUAUUAACUCGCACUUCAACACUUCAAAAGCGUAGUUUAAUCGAAGUUAUAGCGCAUGCAUCCAACAGCGAUCGAAAAAAGUACAAUAGAUAUACAAUAGCAGAAACAACUUUGUUGUUGAUCGAUAAAAAAAGUAGAAGCGGAAAAUACAAGAGCAACACAUAUAAAUAAUAACAAUAGCCACGACCUACACAAAAAAUAAUGUCGGAAUCGUAUGAUUAUCUAUUUAAAUUUUUAAUAAUUGGCAGCGCGGGCAGUGGCAAAAGUUGCUUGCUUCAUCACUUUAUUGAGAAUAAAUUUAAAGAUGACAGCUCUCAUACAAUUGGUGUUGAGUUUGGUUCCCGUAUUGUAAAUGUUGGCGGCAAAUCCGUAAAGUUGCAGAUAUGGGAUACUGCUGGGCAGGAACGUUUUCGCUCUGUGACACGUUCAUAUUAUAGAGGUGCCGCUGGGGCUUUACUUGUUUAUGAUACAACAUCCCGUGAUUCUUUCAAUGCCCUCAGCAAUUGGUUGAACGAUGCACGCACGUUGGCUAGUCCGAAUAUCGUUAUUCUUUUGGUUGGCAACAAGAAAGACUUGGAAGAUGAACGAGAUGUAACAUUCUUGGAAGCUAGUACUUUUGCUCAGGAAAAUGAGCUCAUAUUCCUUGAGACGAGCGCUAAAACUGGAGAAAAUGUGGAAGAGGCCUUUUUAAAAUGUUCAAAAACAAUCUUGGCAAAAAUUGAAAGCGGUGAAUUGGAUCCAGAACGUAUUGGCAGUGGCAUACAAUAUGGUGGUGCAGCGUUACGAAAUCUACAAACACGACAGCGAAGUAUUAACAAACCAGAUUGCGGUUGUCGUGUCUAAUAAGAUAGCACAACGAAUCAGUAAUGCGGAUUACGUUUUAUAAGCCUUUUACGACUAUUUGGUUUUUGAUUAAUCUGAUAUUAUAUUUUAAUUUUAUUGCAUUUAGUACAAUUUGAACAGUUAAAAUGACAAUCGUUUAGAAACGAGUUAAAGUGUGCAAGACGGUAGCAGGCAAAUUCAUAAUAUAUAGUAUACCUAUGUUUUAUUAUUUACACAUAUAUAUAUGUAAUUUUGUAUGAAUUACAUGUAUUAUAUAAUAUGUUGCAUUACGCUAAGCAAAACGUAUUACCGGUUUAGUUCACAUUAUUGUGUUUUACUGUAGUUUUUUAUUUUUCCCUCUCAACAUUUAAAAUCUAAAUUCAUUCCGUAUUGGAGAAGUGUGUACAAAGUUGAUAUUAGCUUGUUAUUUGCCAUCUUACACCAUUUCUAUGUGAACUCGAUUUGGCCGAUAUUUACAUUUUCCUAACAAUUCCAUUAGGUGAUAUUUAGUAAUUCCCUAAUUAACUCUUAUUUUAUUUUUAUUAAUAUUAUGUACUAAGGAGGUUUUCAUCAUUUGUUAUUUAAAUAUGGCAUGUACUAUCUAAUUAUUCGCUAAAAAUAUCAACAUAGUUAUUAAAAUUAAGAAAGAAUAAAACUCGAAGAUAAAUUUUUGUAAAUAAGAAAAAUA